Messenger RNA from Nicotiana attenuata, 1843 nucleotides. RefSeq names its product CASP-like protein 4A4. NCBI's taxonomy places the organism in Eukaryota, Viridiplantae, Streptophyta, Magnoliopsida, Solanales, Solanaceae. The record is from RefSeq and is a predicted model, not a curated record. The transcript is spliced from 3 exons. The coding region runs from base 841 to 1518 and encodes 225 amino acids.
CUUCUCGUCAAUGGAGGCGUAUUCAGGAUUUAAGUUCAAUGAGGUUUAACAUUUAAGGAUUUAAGUUCACUGGGGUUUAACAUUUAAGGUUUUUGGAUUGAACCCGUAUUUCUAAAGUUAGGGGUUCAUACAUGCUAUUUCUUGCAAUUAUUAUGAAUUUUAACACUUAAAUUUGUGCUCCUCGUUAAAAAUACUGGUUCAGAUUAUUAUGUUGCAUCCGCCUCUACUUGUCAAGCACACUUACAUGUAGUAUAUACGAUUUUGAGCUACCUCAAAGGUUAUCUUAACAUUAGUAUAAUUGAACUUUUAAGCUAGAAAUUCUGUAUCCUUAUUUUGUCUGUGAAUUGAGAGAUGCUCUCAAAUGUGCGCGAUUAUUUACUUCAUUCUGGUGAAAUCAUGGUUUAUAAGUUGACUUAAACAAGGUAGGAGUAAGGUCUACGUAUACUAUACUCUCCAGAUCUCACUUGUGGGAUUACAGCUAUGUUGUUGUAAGUUGACUUAAACAUAAUAUCCCCUGGCUCAGUGUAAACAAUUUGAGAAAGGCCUUCAUUCUGGUCAAGCUACGUUAUAGUUGACUUAAGACAUCCUUUUCUAUCACCUGCUUCCAUUUAAAUAUAGUAGUGGUUAACCAACUAUCCUUUACUUGAGACAGGAUAUAUCACCAGCCAGUUAUCAAUGUGUAACAUAUGCACUUCUCUUCAAUUAGCUGCAUAACAAUCCAAGACUUAGUUUUUUUCCUGCUAUUGAUUUUCACUAGUUCCUGACAAUCAAAUUGCUCUUAGAACACACUGUUCUCUUGAGUAACAUCAUUUGCUGCACAGUUGAAAAAAAGAGAGAAUCAUGAAAGAAGGGAAUGUGCUGAUGAUUGCUCAGAGAAUGGUAUCUGAUGCAUCUCCUUCAUCAACUCCAAGAUCUCCAGCUACACAACCACCUUUGCCAACACCAUCACCAUAUUCGUUUUCUGUGGCAUCGACAAGGUUGAGCUCAAGGCCUUCUAUUCAUACAUAUGAUCUUACCCUCAGGUCACUGGCACUUCUCUUCUCCUUCAUCUCCGCUCUCUCGCUAGCUGCACAAGAAGGGACCAAAAAAAAACAGAUCUCCAGCUUCUAUGAUCACCCAGAAUUAACGUACUGCUUCACAGUAAGCAUAUUAGUUUUUAUAUACUCGGCCUUUCAACUCUUCAAAAGAGUUUGUGACAUUGCUUAUAGAGGGGUCUUGAUCUUGGAUAUGACCUCUGACUACCUCAGUUUCAUAUUCGAUCAGUUCUCCUCUACAUUCACUGCAGAUAAAUCUUUCAAAAACACAAAUUCUCAUAAGCAGAGUGUUGCACAGUUGGCAGGUUACCUCCUUUUGUCUUCUUCUUCAGUAACCAUACCAGUCAUUCAACAGAUGAAUAGCCAAAGCUCACUCUGGAAGGCGGCUGCCGUUGCUGAUUGCAUGUCAUUUAGUGCUUUCAUGGUCAUUGCAGUCUCCGCUCUCUUAUCAGGCUACAAGCUGUGCAAAAGGAUCAUAUGGUGAUGCACUGGGAAUUGAACGCGUAGCCUUCAACUCCAGGAUUGACAAAGCUAGAGUGUAAAAUGGGGACAUAAUUUCUUCACCACUUUUUUGUUUCAGUCAAGAACGUUUUAAUCCACUUGAAGCAUCACAAGUAGCAAUUGGUGGGAUAUACCGACUAUCUCCAACUACGCUAAUGGUCUGGUAAAAGUUGAUACAAAGAGGGUUCGGAAGUUUAUAGCAAAGAAGAGAGGAUUUUGGUAGAAAAUAUCCAUAUUUUAAUUGUUGUGUCGUUGUUAUGGUGAAUAAAGAGUAUAACUAGUACAAUAUAAGCUAGAUUUGUGCUUCA